Molecule: messenger RNA, 3124 nt
Organism: Leguminivora glycinivorella
Lineage: Eukaryota; Metazoa; Arthropoda; Insecta; Lepidoptera; Tortricidae
Gene: Hrd3
Product: protein sel-1 homolog 1
Biological process (GO): ERAD pathway
Cellular component (GO): endoplasmic reticulum membrane
Molecular function (GO): protein binding
Source: RefSeq, a predicted model, not a curated record
UUGACAGAUGUGCUGUGCUGUGAAUGGAUUUAUUCCAGAAAUUAUUUUUACAGCAAAAUUCUACGAGUAAAUCUUUACAGUUUGCGUAUUCACUAAAAUCGGUACACGUGUACCUUCGCUAAUGGUAUUUCGUAACAAUUACUUUCAAUUUAAAUGUAUACAAUCAGUGUUAGAAAUGUACUAAUUGACAGAUUAUUUUGGGACACGUAAGUCUAGAACUAAUGAGAUAGUCUGUGCCUGUUUAGUAAACAAUGAGGGGGAUUAAGGUGUUUAUAAUAUGUUUGUGUAUAAUCGUGUCGGCGGCGGAGUUGCUUGGGCCGGAGAGCAAGAAGAAAAAUGACAAGGAUAAAGAACAGACUGAGGAAGAUCGCGCUGAGUCAGAGCCUCUGGAUUUCGAGCAGGAAUACAUCAAAGGGCUGAACAAGGAAAUUAUAACGUUACAUGAGUAUGCUGAAGCUAUACGGAAGACCCAAGACUUGCCCAAAGAAGAUGAAUUGACUGAAGAUAAUCAACUAAAGCAGAUGGAGUUUUCUCUCAAAAUGCUGAAGAAGAGCCUUCUACGGCAUACAGAAGGAACUUGGCUCGGAGAUUUGAAAGAUGAGGAAUCUGAAGGGGGUGAUCUGAAACCAGAUGACAAUCCCCAGGACCUUCUUGACACAUUGCCACCUCUGCCUGAAGAAGAGGUACCGGAACUGACACCAGAGCUAAAAGAAGCUAAAGAGCUCUACGACGCAGCCCUCGCGAAGCUGAACCGCCGUUCGCCCGACCUUCGUGCCUCCAUCCUCCAAGUUAAAGAGGCUGCUGACAUGGGCUACGCCCCGGCUAAGAUCAAGUUAGCUUGGAGCUAUCUGUUCGGAGAGGGAGUUGAGCUAGAUUUGGACAAGGCUCGGGGUAUCUUUGAGGAGCUGGUUGGGGAAGGCAAUGCUGAUGCUCAUGCUGGCAUGGGCUUCCUGUACGCAACCGGUAUCGCAGUCCCGGUGUCGCAAGCGAAGGCGCUAGUCCACUACACUAUAGGCGCGCUCGGGAACAGUGACUACGCGCAGAUGGCGCUCGCGUACCGUUACUGGGCGGGCGUCACGGUGCCCAGCUCCUGUCAGAAGGCCAUGGAUCUGUACAUGAAGGUCGCUGCUAAAGUGGCGAGUGGGGUGACCUUGAACGGAGGCCCGUCCAUCCAGCGCACGCGCCUGCUGGACGAGGCCGGCGCGGGCGGCGGCGGGGCUCUAGACUCCGACCUCAUCGAAUACUACCAGUUGUUGGCUGAAAAGGGAGACGUGCAAGCUCAGGUCGGUCUGGGACAACUGCACUUCCAAGGCGGUCGCGGCGUGACGCUGGACGUCAAUAAAGCGCUGCACUACUUCUUGCAAGCGGCCAAGGCGGGAAAUGCCGUGGCCAACGCUUUCCUUGGAAAGAUCUAUCUAGAAGGCGGUGACGGCAUCAAGGCGGACAAUGAGACAGCGUUGAGAUAUUUCCGCAAAGCCGCCGAACAGAACAAUCCGGUCGGGCAAAGCGGGCUGGGCAUUAUGUACUUACAGGGCCGAGGAGUGCCAAAAGACACGGCGGCUGCGCUGAAAUUCUUCACCAUGGCCGCCAACCAGGGGUGGGUCGAAGGACAACUGCAUCUCGGCUUCAUGUAUUUCAGCGGCAUCGGCGUCCGACGCGACUUCAAACAAGCCAACAAGUAUUUCUCUUUGGCUUCCCAAUCGGGACAUGUAUUGGCCUUGUACCAUUUAGCACAUACUCACGCUCAAGGAUUGGGUGUUUUGCGAUCCUGUACCACAGCCGUUGAGCUUUUCAAGAACGUAUGCGAGCGUGGCGCGUGGGGCUCCCGCCUGAUGUUAGCGCACGCGGCCUGGCGCGCCCGAGACUCCGACUCCUCAUUGCUGCAAUACCUGUCCCUUGCUGAGCGAGGGUAUGAACUCGCCAUGUCCAAUGCUGCCUUCCUGCUUGAUAUCGGCGAAGUAAGCUUGUUCCCCGAAGAGGAGCGCUACCGCCGCGCCCUGCAGCUGUGGGGCCGCGCCGCCGCGCAGGGCUACUCCGCAGCGCGCGUCAAGCUCGGCGACUACCAUUACUACGGCCAGGGCACGCACCAGGACUUGGAGGCCGCUGCUCAUCACUACAGGAUAGCAUCAGAGCAACUCCACAACGCCCAAGCCACCUUCAACCUAGGUUACAUGCACGAGCGAGGCCUAGGUCUCACUCAAGACCUGCAUCUAGCCAAGCGUUGUUACGACCUAGCGGCCGACACUUCGCCUGACGCUAGAUUACCCACUGCGCUGGCUUUAGCUCGACUUAACGCUGAAGCGGCUAUUACAAAACUGGCUAAUUCCGUCUGGGUGACCCCCUUCGCAGCCGCCAUCGCCGGCGACGCGGUGUCCAAUUGGGACGUGUACCUCAUCACAGCGCUACUCGGCGCACUCGGGCUGGUCGUUUAUUUGCGGCGACCACCAAACUGACCCUGGAUCGUGCGCAUCAUUUUACCAGGGCGGGCCAACUGACUCAGUUCUACCCUAAUGUCUAUACUACGACACACUAUAUAGAGACAUUGGCUGGAAAUCGUUAGAUAUAUCUAAGAUAAGGCGCUUGCAAAUAUCUGAACGCGCUACUUUUGUCAAGAUAUUUGAUUAUCAUGAAAUGAAACUAUGGAAACGGAUUAAAUCGCGUAUAAUGAAUUUACAAUUCAUCCCGACGAUCAGUCACCCGUUGACCACGAACGCUGUAAAGUGUUCGAAACGUCGGGAUGAAUUGUAAAUUCAUUAUACGCGAUUUAAUCCGUUUCCAUAGUUUUAUUUCAUGAGUAACUAUCGCGGUAACCGAAGACAAUAUUAAAUUUGAUUAUGUUAAGAUAUUUUUGAGCAAAUCGACACUCCGAUAUAUCUGAUGGUGGCUGUAUCAUUACAACUUACAACAGCAAAAAUGAAAGUGAUCAUUACAACUAUGUGCAUGUGAUCAUCGUAAUAUUUGAAUUGUGUCAGUACUGGACAAAAAGACCUAGUCGGUUUCAAUAACUGGGUAUUUAUGAAUCGUCUGAAUAGGCAACUGACUAUAUAUAGUGGAGGAUUCAAAGACUUACCCCCUUAUUCAUACACGUACUCUAAAGUUAUCAAGCCGGUAAAGUUCGUUUGUC